Molecule: messenger RNA, 1776 nt
Organism: Desarmillaria tabescens
Lineage: Eukaryota; Fungi; Basidiomycota; Agaricomycetes; Agaricales; Physalacriaceae
Exons: 7
Coding region: 1-1776 (591 amino acids)
Source: RefSeq, a predicted model, not a curated record
AUGGCUGCUUUGUUGAACUGUGCCACUAUUUCACCGCUCAUACUAUUCAAGUGGUCACGGGAUGCAGCCCCCCUGCCCAUUCAGUGCUUGAUGUACUCCAGUUUGGUUGAUGAUCGAGACAAGCCCCCAGUACUCUGUAACGUUGAGCGCGGAUUUUGGUCCUUGUUGUUGGCAGUUUCUGAGGGAUUGGUGUCUGCUGAGAGCAGGCUUAUUCUCUUUCUCAAAUUGUAUAGGUCAGAAAUACAGGCAGCUGCGCAGCCUAACCAUUUGAGGCCCUGGUUUGAAGCCAAUGUUCGAUUGAAACCACCCAAAGGUGGGCAAGGCUCCUCCAUCGAGACCACCUCAGAAACCCCUCAAGAGGAGGACAAGAACGCUAUCACCGUUGCACCCAUUGGUGAGGAGGAAAAACCCGAAGUAUUGUCGCAGCGAUCUUCACCAACCUCUGUAGUAGCAGCGAUCGAUUUUGGAGACGACACUCAAGAAGACCCAGCUGCCGAGAACCUGGCUGCAGUAGCUGGACUUCAACCCAGGAGGCAGAAACUGACAGAGACACUGUUACCAUCACAUGAUGAGGAUGGCGACGUGCAGCUCCCAGAAGAGAAGCCGAAGAAAAAAAAGAGUAGGAGAAACUGGAAGAAGAUGAAGAGCAAGCCCAUGAUCAGUGAGGACAAGUCGGAGGCAUCCGCUGUGCCAGUCCCUCGGAAAAUCCACGAGCUAAACAGCCAAUCCAACCCCAGUGAGAGCGAAGGCACAUAUGUCUGUAUACACAAGCCACCUUGUCUCUGGCUAACGAAGGCAGAACUGGCCAAGCAUGCUGAGAAGGUCAAUGAUGACGAGGACGUCGUCUGGAGGACAAGCUAUUUAGAGGUCAACUCAACAAGAGGGCCUGUAAUGGGGUCUGUACCGCGCCCUAAGCGUCACCCAGCAUUGAUCAUGAAUACAUUGAAAGGGCCGAAGCGCCUGGUAUACAUCGAAGUUUACAGUCCUACCACCAAGUGCUGGGAGAGAUUUAGUGUUGAUUGCCUGAAGGCAUCGGACCCCUUUGAUCACAAUAUUAUGAAAUCUCUGCUUGCCUGUAGAAUGGACUCACCUGGCAAACAUCCCCCUCCCUGGGUCAAUUGCACGGACAGGCCUUAUUUUCGUGAGAGGAGUGUCCUGGUGACUGGGGUGCCCACCGACAGGUGCAAUUGGGGAUGGAACGCCUGCACCGUGAUGGGAGCUGGGGGACUUGGAUAUGGAGAUUCCUGUGCAUGGUGCAUUUCGCAGUCAACUGAGCCCGUACGGCACAUAACUGAUGCCACCCCUGAUUCCAUGUUGCCAACCGUGGAGAUCUCUUCUACCCUUCGAACGGUCCUCCAAGAGGGUUCAAAAGGACGCACUGGGAGAGUGCUGAACGCGCUUACCCUGCCAAUGCCCGAUACCACAUUGCAGAGCCCAUUCUUUCAUCAGGCCGCCUCACAUUUGGAGGCGUGUAAAGUCACCCGGUCGAUAGGGACUGAUCUCCUUGCCGCUCCGUUCCCCGCUGCUGCUCUGUCUUGGGGACUGGCUACUGUAGCCGGUGCAGUGACUCCCCCUCACACUGACUAUGGAGGAUCGGCUGUGAAAAUACACUGUCUGGUCGGUAGGAAACUCUGGUUUAUAAUCCGGAAGAGGGAUGAGCCUAGCGAAGCCAUGAGUUGGGAUACAUUCAUUCACGACUUCCAGGCCGAUAGCAAGGUCGACCCAAAUGUGUAUGAAUGUGAAGUGAUAAUUGUCGAGCCAGGCUCUCUUUGGUGA